Lotus japonicus is the source of this 2237-nucleotide messenger RNA. RefSeq names its product pentatricopeptide repeat-containing protein At4g25270, chloroplastic. Gene Ontology annotation, biological process: RNA modification. NCBI's taxonomy places the organism in Eukaryota, Viridiplantae, Streptophyta, Magnoliopsida, Fabales, Fabaceae. Bases 238 to 1803 code for a protein of 521 amino acids. The transcript has a single exon. The record is from RefSeq and is a predicted model, not a curated record. Gene Ontology annotation, molecular function: protein binding; RNA binding.
GAUUUAUGUAAGAUCUUUAAAUCAUACAAGCCUCGCACCUAAUUUAUUGAAUUCCAUUCCCUCUUCAGUAAAGCCUUGCAUAAAUUUUAGCUAUAGAAAGUGUGGUGAGAUGUGUUGCCAUCCAUCCAUCCAUCCUGUAAUCCUCUUAGAACUGUGAAAGAAAGGAGAGUGUUGAUGAGAUAUAGUAUCAUACUAGACAAAGGCAUCAAUUAGUGUCAAAGAAGUUAGAACUUUAGAAUGAUAGGCACUCUAAGCUUCCCUCCAAAUCCCACUACCUUGUGCUCUGCUAAGAAGAACACCAACAAAGAUAAAAGCAAGAAAUACAGAAAGUGGCAAAGUGAAGAUAGAAGCAACACUCUUUCUUUCCCAAAACCAAAAUCAACCCCACUCCUCAUCCAUCAACAACCUUAUCCCCAAACUAAACACCAAGCAAUUGAACAAGUACUCAAAGACAUUGAAGCUUCUAUAGAGAAAGGCAUCAGAAUUGACCCAGAAAUCUAUGCUUCUUUGCUAGAAACCUGCUACCGUUCCCAAGCCAUUCGUCAUGGUAUCCAAGUUCACCGCCUCAUACCUACAGUCCUUUUGCGUAAGAAUGUUGGCGUCACCUCCAAGCUUGUGAGGUUGUACGCUUCUUUUGGGUACAUGGAAGAUGCCCACGACCUGUUUGAUCAAAUGUCUCAGAGGGAUGCAUCUGCAUUUCCCUGGAAUUCUCUUAUCUCAGGGUAUGCUCAACUGGGUCUCUAUGAUGAUGCCAUUGCGCUCUACUUCCAAAUGGUGGAAGAGGGUGUGGAGCCUGACUUGUUCACGUUUCCUCGAGUUCUGAAAGUUUGUGCAGGACUAGGGUUACUUGAAGUUGGGGAGGAGGUGCAUCGCCAUGCGGUUCGUUCUGGUUUUGGCAAUGAUGGGUUUGUCCUCAAUGCACUGGUUGACAUGUAUGCUAAGUGCGGUCACAUUGUAAAGGCUCGAAAGAUCUUUAACAGGAUGCAUCGUAGAGACUCCGUUUCAUGGAAUUCAAUGCUCACAGCUUAUGUUCAUCAUGGCCUUGAGGUUGAGGCAAUGGACACUUUCUGCCAAAUGGUUUUGGAAGGGUGUAAACCUGAUUUUGUUUCCAUAUCCACGAUUCUCACAGGUGUCUCAUCAAUGGAUCUCGGGGUCCAAAUUCAUGGGUGGGUGAUCAGGCGAGGAGUUGAAUGGAACUUGUCCAUUGCUAAUUCCUUGAUCAUAGCUUACUCCAAACAUGGAAGGUUGGAUACAGCGCGUUGGUUAUUCAAUUUAAUGCCAGAAAGGGAUGUUGUUUCCUGGAAUUCUAUAAUAUCUGCUCAUUGCAAACACCGAGAAGCCCUUGCUCUUUUUGAGCAAAUGGAGGAAGCUGGUGUAAAGCCUGAUAAAAUAACAUUUGUUUCACUACUAUCAGCUUGUGCCUAUUUGGGUUUGGUGAAUGAUGGAGUGAGGUUGUAUGCUUUAAUGACUGAAAAGUAUAAAAUAAAACCCAUUAUGGAACAUCAUGGUUGCAUGGUUAACCUUUAUGGAAGAGCAGGAAUGGUUGAAAAGGCUUAUAGCAUCAUAACCGAUGGAAUCGGCUCUGAGGCUGCAGGUCCAACCCAGUGGGGAGCUUUAUUGUAUUCCUGCUAUUUGCAUGGAAGUGUAGCUAUAGGGGAGAUUGCUGCAAACAAGCUUUUUGAUUUAGAGCCAGACAAUGAACAUAAUUUUGCACUUCUUAUGAAGAUCUAUGAAAAUGCAGGCAGAUUAGAAGACAUGGAGAGAGUUAGAAUGAUGCUGGUUGACAGAGGAUUGGAUUAUUAGACAGCUAUGCGUCCAAAGACUUAAUUAACACCACAAGACAGCCCAUGUGUAUGUUUCUUGUGUCUCUACAUAUGCUUGAUGAUGCAAGGUCCAUUCUGCUUCUUCUUUCUCCCACAAAAUCUGAUUACAUUAAGGGUAUACUGAUGUACAGCAGUGACACGUAACUUGCUGGAUUCAAUUCCAAGUUAGUAUUGUCUUCCUUCAUCUCCGUUCUUUAGCAUCAAAUACAGGAAAAUAUAUUAUUUUUUCACAUACUAUCUUCACAUCACAUGUAAUUACUAGGUUGAGUGCUUUGCCAGCUACACCAAAAGAUUAUUUUUAAGUCUGUCCAUUCGUAGCUGUUGAGUUUUAUACCCCUUUCUGAAUUGUAUGGUGUGGAAUAAAUGAUUUCUUACCCCUCAGAAAUAGAUAAUUCUUUUUGACAUGUUCUCUUA